ACGGGAGCUCCCUCCCGCCUCCCCCAAAGCCAGUGGAGACCAGUCCCCCCCUCUGCCCCGGGGCAGCUGACAUUUAGCAGAGGUCAGGCCCCCACCCCUGAUUGUCCUGCCUUCUGCGGUCAGCUGUGCCAACCCCCGCCUGAGGCCAGGCUCCAAGGGGUCAGCAUUUAAACCAGAGGAGAGGGUACAUCUAGGUCUUGAGGGCACAAGUACCACCCUGGCCAGCAGGAUCGGCAAACUCGACUGCUCCUCACUAGCGUGCUCAGGACUCCUCACCAAGGAUGAAGAUGAAACGCUACAAGCUGUUUCUCAUGUUCUGUAUGGCUGGCCUGUGCCUCAUCUCCUUCCUGCACUUCUUUAAGACCCUGUCCUAUGUCACCUUCCCCCGCGAACUGGCCUCUCUCAGCCCUAACCUGGUGUCCAGCUUCUUCUGGAACAAUGCCCCGGUCACACCCCAGGCCAGCCCAGAGCCGGGUAGCCCCGACCUGCUGCGGACCCCACUCUAUUCCCACUCACCCCUGCUCCAGCCGCUGUCGCCGAGCAAGGCCACGGAGGAGCUCCACCGGAUGGACUUCGUGCUGCCCGAGGACACCACCGAAUACUUUGUCCGCACCAAGGCCGGGGGCGUCUGCUUCAAGCCAGGUACCAAGAUGCUGGAGAAGCCCCCAUCGGGGCGGCCAGAGGAGAAGAUGGAGGCGGGCGACGGCGCGUCGUCGUCGGCACGGGGCCCGGGCCGGCAGCUGCUGAGCGCCCGGGAGCGAGCAGGGGGCCGUGGCGGUGCGCGGCGCAAGUGGGUGGAGUGCGUGUGCCUCCCGGGCUGGCACGGGCCGAGUUGUGGCGUGCCCACCGUGGUGCAGUACUCCAACCUGCCCACCAAGGAGCGCCUGGUGCCCCGGGAGGUGCCGCGACGGGUCAUCAACGCCAUCAACAUCAACCACGAGUUCGACUUGCUGGACGUGCGCUUCCACGAGCUGGGCGACGUGGUGGACGCCUUCGUGGUGUGCGAGUCCAACUUCACGGCGUACGGGGAGCCGCGGCCGCUCAAGUUCCGCGAGAUGCUGACCAACGGCACCUUCGAGUACAUCCGGCACAAGGUGCUGUACGUCUUCCUGGACCACUUCCCGCUGGGCGGGCGGCAGGACGGCUGGAUUGCCGACGACUACCUGCGCACCUUCUUGACGCAGGACGGCGUGUCGCGGCUGCGCAACCUGCGGCCGGACGACGUCUUCAUCAUCGACGACGCCGACGAGAUCCCCGCGCGCGACGGCGUGCUCUUCCUCAAGCUCUACGACGGCUGGACGGAGCCCUUCGCCUUCCACAUGCGCAAGUCUCUGUACGGCUUCUUCUGGAAGCAGCCGGGCACCCUGGAGGUGGUGUCGGGCUGCACGGUGGACAUGCUGCAGACGGUGUACGGGCUGGACGGCAUCCGCCUGCGCCGCCGCCAGUACUACACCAUGCCCAACUUCCGCCAGUACGAAAACCGCACGGGCCACAUCCUGGUGCAGUGGGCGCUAGGCAGCCCCCUGCACUUCGCCGGCUGGCACUGCUCCUGGUGCUUCACGCCCGAGGGCAUCUACUUCAAGCUGGUGUCUGCCCAGAACGGCGACUUCCCCCGCUGGGGCGACUACGAGGACAAGCGGGACCUCAACUACAUCCGGAGCCUGAUCCGCACGGGGGGCUGGUUCGACGGCACGCAGCAGGAGUACCCACCGGCCGACCCCAGCGAGCACAUGUACGCCCCCAAAUACCUGCUGAAGAACUACGACCAGUUCCGCUACCUGCUGGACAACCCCUACCAGGAGCCCAAGAGCACAGCGGCCGGUGGGCGGCGGAACAAGGGUUCGGAGGGAAGGCCACCCGCCAGGGGCAAAUUGGAUGCGGUUGAAGGCUAAGGCUGCAUGAUCUUACAGGGCCCGUGGCAGGGUGGGGGUGCGGUGGGGUGUUGGCACCUGCCCCUCCUGUUGUUACCUUUUUGCCUCCUUCUACCCUCUGGGUGGUUCGUCAGAGGACCAGGACUGGAAGGUGGGGGAGGCUUUCCUACUCAAGGCCCUGUGAAUCCAGGGUCAGGCCUGUGAGCUCAGAAAACACCCUUCCUCACCAGGGGAGGAGAGCAGGUGCUACCGCCCCCAGGAGUGCUGCGGCUGGGAGGUGCCCGCAGAGCGCGCAGGAGGGUUACAGGGGAGGAGGGGUGGGUGGGCAGGGCGGGAGAGGGAGCCUGCAGGAACGCCCUACGGCAUCCAGGUGGGGCGCCGCAGUCCCCUCCAGGGAGAAGAAGCCCACCAUUUGGCCUCCUGGGGCUUUGGACCCGUGGUAGGAAGGGAGAGAUGCCAGGAGUUCCCAGGGCUCUGUAAAUAGUCGCAUUCGGGCCCUGGACGAAGCAGGCACACCAAGGUGGGAGGGAAUGAAAAACGGCCGCUGGGAAGGAGCUCCAGUGGGUGCUCUGUAGUGUCCUCAGGAGUGCUGGGCCAGAGGGAGCGGGGACCUCCCCCCUCGUCUCACAGGACACACAGCACAGACGGUCCUGUGCCCCUCAGCCCCUCUGGAGAUGACGCAGGCGUGGGGAAGCCUGGGAAGUCUUCUUUUAGGGUCCCAAGCUGGCCUUGACAUUUCUUCUUACUUCUUAUAUCGCUGUCUUGUGGGCUGCCCACCCAGUCCUUGCAAGUUCCAAGAGUCCAGUUCUCAGGCUGGGAUGGGACCAUCAGCUAGCCUAGUAGGUGAGAUGUGGGGGUGUGGGGAGCCUCCUCCCCCGCCACCCCUUCCCACUAGAACCCACAGCCCCAGCUCUCCACUGCCUCAGGUAGAGUCACCCUUGUGCCCCUUUGGGGGCUGGCUUGGGGCCAGGAAGGAGCCACGAGGCUGCUCUGGGCCCACGAGGGACAUUAAGGCCAGUUGUUUGUCAUCUCAUUCCUUAGUUGCCUCGGGGGAGGGGGCUGUAUAUGUUAGAGUAGAUUCUAAACUGCUGUAAUUAAGAGAUCCCAAAAUACAGUGGUUUCGGCAGACAGAAGCUCGUUUCUAACUUACCUCUUUGGAGGGUGGUGGUCUGGAGGGCAACUCUGCUUUCCUGCCUCACACCUUCCAACUCUGGAUAGAGUGGUUGCUCCAGCUCCCACCAUCACGUGUGCAUCCAUGUCCGAGGGAAACAGGAAAGUGCAAACCCUUUCUGUUAACAGCAUGAGCCGGAGAUGGCACAGUCACUUCUGAUGGCAUCUUGCAGGACUCAGUCACUUGGCCACCUGCAAGGGAAGCGGGAAAAGUAGUUUUCAGCUGGGCUGCCCCUUUCACCCUUUAAAGGAAGGAGGGAGAGAAUGAAGGCGCAGAGGAUACUUACAGGGACAAGGGGCGUCUCUGACCCUGAAGGAGGAGGGGAGAGGGCAGAGGUGACUGUCGCAGUGGUGGGACCCUGCUGGCAUGCUCACAGCUCCUGGAUCAGCCCAUCCCUGCCCGCCUCACUGGCGACCCAGGGCUGGGUCACUGAGAGCAUGCAGUGGUGGGCAGGGAAGAGGCGCCCCCUCCCAACGGCCCGCUCGGGUGUUUAGCCAGUGAUGCCGGGACGCAGAGCCUGCCUGUGAACGGUACAUGUCUUUGCGUGCGUGUGUAUUUAUGGCAUGGGUGCAUGCUUGGUGUGUACUUGUUCGUGUCUGUGUCGGUGUGUCCCUGUACAUAUAUGCCUGUGUGGGGGACGUGGGAGCGGGGCCCAGGCCUCCCCUUGCUGGGACCUGGAGCCUGUGGCCACACCUCCUGAACUCCCCAAAAUGACUGAGGCAGAAGGGCAACCUGGGGAGCCAGAAAGCCAGGCUAAAAGGGAUGUGGGGGUCCGUCCAUCUGUCUGUCUUUCAGUCCAAGGAAUGAGAGCGCUCUCAGCCUGAGGGCUGUACUGCUGCGAGCCCGAGACCUCCCGGCCUCGUCCCUCCACGCCUCCAGCCAAGGCGUUCUCAGCGUGUCUUACUGGGGGGUUUCCUGGGGAACUGGUGUGGUGUGGGGAGCUGGCCACAGAACAGCCUCAGCCAGGUGGGCAUGAAGCAGGCUGGGGGGCCCCCACUGUCCCUCUGGUUGAGGGGGUGUCCCAAGGGAACCAACCCCUCCCUCGGAGUUAGAGAAGCGCCCCCUCCACCCCCUGGCCCCUCUUGGGGCUGAGAAGUGGCUCAAGAGGUCAGGGUGUCCCUGUGGCUCCAGGUCACCCGAGGCCAGGUCCUGCCUACCAGCCACCUCUGCCCACCCCCCGGGGGGGCAUCUCUGGGGACGCGUGCCUGAGCCCCAGCCCAGGGCCUCCCACCUUGACGGCCUCCUCACCCCACACCCCCCACACCUGUGGGGAGGUCCCCCCUCCAGGCUGGCCGGGGUCCCUGGCUUCCAGUUCGUCAGCUCAGGGGCAAAGGUAGAAAGAGGGAAGGAGCUCGUACGUGCCAGACCCCACCUUCCCUCUCGGACAAGGAGGGCCAGGCGUGCUCAUGGUCACCCCCCAGUGGAGGCCUGGCCGUGGAGAGCACAGCCCGCAGGGUCAGGGGACCGAGGCAUGGGGUCGCAGUUUCACUCAGAGUCACAUCAUACACUGGGAACUUCGGGGACAGGGGAGCCCUGGGCCACUCCCCUCUAUGAAGGCAAACCAAACUGUGAAAUGGGAUGCCAGCACGUGCUGGCCCUGUCGCGUAGCCACCUUCCUUCCUUCCUUGGGAAGCCCCGGCCCUGUGGUCUCCAGACUCAUGGAGGCCCAGCCCACCCUGGAGGGUUUCCUUAGGGUGUGGUGGUUCCCACAGGCAGGCAUGGGAGAGCUUUGGGGACAAAGGUGACAGGGUGGGAAACUAGGACUUGCCCCAGCAGCAGGUGGGGCCCUGGGAAAUGUGUAAUUUAAGGACACCAAUAAUAAUAAUAGUAUUAUUUUUUUUGUAAGGGAAAAUCAAUAUGUACAUUCUGAAAUCAUUUUCUCUGUAAAUGGUUGGAUUUCAUUUCACCCUUAAAGGGAUGCUUAAAGGAGAAGAUAAUAUUAAUAAUAAAAACAGCUACAAAGUCUAAA
Messenger RNA from Odocoileus virginianus texanus, 5011 nucleotides. NCBI's taxonomy places the organism in Eukaryota, Metazoa, Chordata, Mammalia, Artiodactyla, Cervidae. The record is from RefSeq and is a predicted model, not a curated record.